AUGCGUCGUCUCCACGAAGGUUUUCACUGUGAGGGCCGGAGUGUCCUCCCACGAGUAAAGGAGAGCUACGGGGUGGACAAAGUGGCCGACCCGACGACCGUCGACAAACUGGAUGUCUACCGGUGCAGCAUGGAGAACGCAUGCCCCCCCAGAUAUGUCAAUGAGACCAUGUGCAAGGAGGGCGCCACUGGCAGGGUGUGCGAGAGAUGCGAGGAAGGAUACUUUAAAAAAGGACCGGGUCAGCGACAAAAAAAGCACCAUACGCAGGCUUGUGUCUCAUGUGGUGUGUGUGUAUCAGGCCGUUGUGGCAAGUGCAAGACAACCGAUUUCUCGGCCUUCUGGCUGUUCCUCUUCCUGGGCGUGGUGGUGGCCAUCAUCCUCUAUGCGACAAUGAACCGGCCACUCACCAACGAGCUGGCGUCGUCGGUGGCCAUUAGUAUGGCUCUCGGCCUCAUGGUACGCAGAAGGAAUGCGAGCAAAGCCCCCACCUGGUCGACUGUGUGUGUGCGUAUGCGUGUGUCCCUCUGGGUGGUCUUGUCACGCCUUCUGCGGUUUUGCAGCUGAAUUUCUUCCAAACGAUCGGUUGGGGAUGGGUGGACGGACGGAGGGACGGAGGGACGGAGGGACGGAUGGAAGGCGCACAUUAAUUACAUUGUGUUGGUUGGCGGGGUUGCUGUGUUGUUCAGGCAUCUACAACAACUUGCAAAUUGUGUGGAACGAGCCAUUUUUAAGUAUACUCCAGUUCGGACGGGUCAGUCAGUCCGCACCCUCAUAUCCUCAUAUGCUCACUCUUUCCCAUGUCUCCCUCCCUGGAUGA
Molecule: messenger RNA, 817 nt
Organism: Vitrella brassicaformis
Lineage: Eukaryota; Vitrellaceae
Source: the annotation of a GenBank genome assembly